Molecule: messenger RNA, 1353 nt
Organism: Closterium sp. Naga37s-1
Lineage: Eukaryota; Viridiplantae; Streptophyta; Zygnematophyceae; Desmidiales; Closteriaceae
Source: the annotation of a GenBank genome assembly
AUGGCUUCCGUCAGCUAUGUUGCUGCUCGUGGGAUUUCCACCCUUCCCCGCGCGGAAGGUGUGGAGGCCUUCAAGGCCAAGGAGCAGGUUCACCUCAAGGAAAGCUCGUUGCUUGGGGAGAAGCUCAAUGUCGCUCGUCGUCAGGCCGUUCCUGUCGCCAGGACAAUCGCUCCCGUCUCAGCUUCCCUGUCGUCUGGCCCUCCCAGGAGCCACAAGCUCCGAGCUAGCAGCGCUGCCGCUCUCGAGCAAUUGAGGUCGAGCGGUGUUCCCGUCGAGGAGCUCCGCCCGCAUCUCUUCCUGCUCCGUCAAAGGGACGCUACGCAGCACCUUCUCCGCGUCUCAUCCGGCCUCGACUCUCUGGUGCUCGGAGAGGGUCAGAUCCUCGCUCAGGUUAAGCAGGUCUUCAAGGUUGGCCAGUUAGCUGAGGGCUUUGGACGCAAUCUCAACGGUCUCUUCAAGCAGGCGAUCGAGGCCGGUAAGCGUGUGCGUACCGAAACCAGCAUCGCGUCGGGUGCCGUGUCCGUCAGCUCUGCUGCCGUUGAGCUCGCCGCGAUGAAGCUUCCCGAAGCUGGCCUGAAGGAAGCUCGCGUCAUGAUCGUCGGCGCUGGGAAGAUGUCCCGUCUCCUUGUGAAGCAUCUGCUCUCUAAGGGUUGCAACACCAUGACCGUUGUGAACAGGUCCCUAGGCAGUGUAGAGACGCUGCAGUCUGAAUUUCCCGACGCCACGCUUCUCUACAGGCCUCUUCCUGAGAUGAUGCAAGCAGCGGCUGAGGCUGAAGUUGUCUUUACCAGCACAGCUUCGGAGACUCUUCUUUUCGAGGAGUCCAACGUUCAGGGUCUUGGUCCUGCUGGCGAUCUCACCAACGGCGUCAGGCACUUCAUCGAUAUCUCCGUCCCACGCAAUGUUGGCUCCUGCGUGGCCAAUGUUCAGCAGACCAGGGUGUACAACGUGGAUGACCUGAAGGAGGUGGUUGCCGCCAACAAGGAGGAGCGGAGAAAGAAGGCACUGGAGGCUCAGACUAUCAUUGAGGAGGAGCUUCAGGCCUUCGACGCGUGGAGGGAUUCCUUGGAGACGGUUCCUACCAUUAAGAAGCUCCGUCAGAAGAUCGAGGGUAUCCGACAGGCUGAGCUGGACAGAAUCCUGGCGAAGAUGGGCGAGGAACCGACCAAGAAGCAGAAGAAGCUGAUUGAGGAGCUGAGCAAGGGUAUUGUGAACAAGAUUCUCCACGGACCCAUGACCCACCUCAGGAGCGAUGGCAGUGAUGCAAGGACAGUGAGUGAGACGUUGGAGAACAUGAAUGCCUUGGAGCGGAUGUUCGACCUGGCUGCUGAGGAAGCCAGCGGCCGGCGAUGA